Messenger RNA from Notolabrus celidotus (New Zealand spotty), 5981 nucleotides. It is a transcript of the gene grk5l, whose product is annotated as G protein-coupled receptor kinase 5 like. The record is from RefSeq and is a predicted model, not a curated record. Gene Ontology annotation, biological process: protein phosphorylation; regulation of signal transduction; signal transduction. NCBI's taxonomy places the organism in Eukaryota, Metazoa, Chordata, Actinopteri, Labriformes, Labridae. Gene Ontology annotation, molecular function: G protein-coupled receptor kinase activity; ATP binding. The coding region runs from base 438 to 2192 and encodes 584 amino acids. The transcript is spliced from 16 exons. Gene Ontology annotation, cellular component: cytoplasm.
ACCAACCGGGGAGGGGGGCGCGCUGAAGUCCUCUCUGGUGCGCUCAGCCAACCCCUGCUGCUGUAAUGUAAAGCUGGUAGUAUCCUGGUGUUCCACUGAAAAUAAUCCGUUGUAAGGACCCAGUUUGAAGACAUCGCUACCUGUGACUUGAAGGUUUUCCAACAUUGGAGGGAUUCCGCAGCCAAAUUACGCAUGGAAUGGUUUUGGGGGGAUUGGAGUAGAAAUGCAGCACCGCACUUCCAGCCCACAACAAGAACCAUGCCCAGCUUACAUUGCAAGACAACCUAUGACAUCCUGUUUUAUCCUCUAAGACUUUGAUAUGAGUGAAAUUAUCUCGGAUACCGACGAGGAGUGAAGAGAAAACAGAACAAGCCAAAGGACGUUGCUUUUGCUGCCGGCGCUUGUGUAUCGAAAACCUCUGCAUUUAGGAUUUUUUGAUGGAGCUGGAGAAUAUAGUAGCCAACACUGUACUGCUAAAAGCAAGAGAGGGUGGAGGAGGAAAGCGUAAAGGGAGGAGCAAGAAAUGGAAGGAGAUCCUUCGCUUCCCCCAUAUAAGCCAGUGCACUGAGCUUGGAAACAGCACAGACAGGGACUAUGUCAGCAUCUGUGAGAAACAGCCUAUUGGACGGCUUCUCUUUCGUCUUUACUGUGAGACAAAAAUUAUACUGCAACGAUGCAUCCAGCUGCUGGACGCAAUGGAAGACUAUGAGGUGACACCUGAUGAACAAAGAAAAUACAGAGGGGACCAGAUCAUCAAGACUUUUCUCACAAAACAAGCGCCUCAGCAUGUCGACAUAGUGGAGGUUUUUGCAGAUGAGUGCAAAGAGAACCUCGAGCUCAGUCCAUGCAAGGAGAUCUUCAGCAACUGCCGCAGGACUGUCCAUGACUACCUGAGUGGAGCUCCGUUCUCUGACUAUCAGAACAGCAUGUACUUUGACCGAUUCCUGCAGUGGAAGGUGCUGGAGAGGCAACCAAUCACAAAGGACACGUUCAGACAGUACCGAGUGCUGGGGAAGGGGGGAUUCGGAGAGGUGUGUGCCUGCCAGGUUCGAGCCACAGGCAAGAUGUACGCCUGCAAGAAGCUGGAGAAGAAGAGGAUAAAGAAGCGAAAAGGAGAGUCCAUGGCUCUCAACGAGAAACAGAUUUUAGAGAAAGUCAACAGUAGAUUUGUCGUGAGCCUAGCAUACGCAUAUGAGACCAAAGACGCUCUGUGUCUGGUGCUGACUAUCAUGAAUGGUGGGGACCUUAAGUUUCACAUCUACAACAUGGGAACGCCGGGCUUCGAUAAGGAUAGGGUCCAGUUUUACGCUGCUCAGAUCUGCUGUGGGCUGGAACAUUUGCACAGGGAAUCCAUUGUCUACAGGGAUUUGAAACCAGAGAAUAUCCUAUUGGAUGACAAUGGACACAUCCGUGUUUCUGACCUGGGGCUGGCCAUCAAAGUGCCUGAAGGAGAGCUCAUCAGAGGCAGGGUGGGGACUGUGGGCUACAUGGCUCCUGAGGUGAUAAACAACGAAAAGUACGCAAUGAGUCCUGACUGGUGGGGGCUGGGCUGCCUCGUGUACGAGAUGACCGCCGGACGAUCGCCCUUCCGCGCCCGUAAAGAGCGAGUGAAGCGGGAGGAGGUGGAGAGGAGGGUGCAGGAGGAGGAGGAGGAGUACAACGACAAGUUUACAGAGGACACAAAGGCCAUCUGUAGAAUGCUGCUGACCAAAGACCCUAAGCAGAGGCUGGGGUGCCAGGCGGACAGAGCAGCGGGCGUUAAGGCCCACUCGUUCUUCAAAAACAUCAACUUGAAGAGGCUGGAGGCUGGAAUAGUGGAUCCUCCCUUUGUGCCUGAUCCCCGGGCAGUGUACUGUAAGGAUGUUUUGGACAUCGAGCAGUUCUCCACCGUCAAGGGAGUCAAUUUGGACCAAACUGACAAUGACUUUUACUCCAAAUUUUCUACAGGCAGUGUUUCCAUCCCAUGGCAGAAUGAGAUGAUAGAGACUGAGUGCUUCAGAGAUUUGAAUGUGUUUGGGCCUCAAGGGACGAUACCUCCGGAUCUGGACUGGAAUCAGCCACCAGAGCCGCCCAAACGCAGCCUGCUGGACAGGAUCUUCAGGAGGCAUCACCCAGAGGUGUCUAUUUCCCACAGCCGUGUGCAGUCUUCCAGUGUAAACUCUGUGGACUCCAUGUCCAACUCUGCCCCCUAGUGGCAAAGUGACAGUGUGGGAGCCACACACACAAAGGGAAGGAACUCCAAGGGGGCUUCCCUGCUGCUGAUUGGUCCACAGCGGGGCCUGAGCAGCAGCCGGAGACAGCCUGUCUAAGAGCCUAAAUGGUCAGCCCAUGGGGGGGAGGGGGUGACCAUGCCCUGACUGAGACCCGGGCAUUUGUAGUGGCAUGGUCAAUGUUGCAGAGACGUUUGAAAAUAUUUGGACAAACUUUACUUAUCCUCAGGAUCGUUGGACUACAGAACAGAGCCACUGAUGUUGAAGAAAACGGAAAAGGAUAGAAAACAAGCUAAUAUUCAGGGGAUCCACUGUAAAAUAAAGACCACCACAGGGAAUAGAAGAUGGGGUCUUGGUGAAUUUUAUUUUUUUCCAGACAAGGAUUUUCUUUUCCACUCAUUUUCAGUCCUUUUUACUUCCUGGCCUGUAUCUUGUACCAAUUUCUCUUCAUCUGUACAUCUGAAAUCCCUGAAAGUGUCCACAACUCUUCCUCUAUCUUAUUCUUUCUCUGUAUUUCCACCUCCCAUACCUCAGAUCACUCCCAAACAUUCAGAACACAUCACCUCGACAACCUCAACACAUUAUGUACAUUGCCUUGCGAACACUCAGGCCAAAGAUUACAGCUUAGUUUUGUGAUACUGUUGUCAUGUUGAUUUCUUGGUUUUUUAAAGUUUUUCCGCUGUUUAGAACCACAGGAAGGUCAAAGUGUGUGAUCCUUUCCCUAAAUAUGAGCCUGCAGACAUAUCAUACUGCUUAAAGCACACAUACAGUACACACAAUCAGAUAGACAUGCACAGACAGAAUUGUGAGAAUCGUGUUGUGUUAUCAUUGCAUGGAAAAGUGUAAGUAUGGACAGCUGUAUCCCUUUUGCUUCUGCAUACCUCAUUCCACCGUCAUUACCACCGUAUACAGACUCCCAGUCUCCCUCAGUUUACAGUGUCACUUUAUAUUUGACAUUAUGUGGAGUUUAAAAACAUUUAAUAUGCUGUACAGAACCAGAAAAUUAUUGUCUUUCUUUUUUUUUUGCUCAAUUUCACCACACAGCCCCCAUUCACCAUGUUGACAUGCUGGACAUUUUCCUCUUGCGUUAAUGUGGGAAGCCAAAAUGCUGCAAUAGUGUUGUACUGUUGAGUUCCAGGUUUGAAAUGAUAACUAAAGAAGGAUAUCUGGAAGUUGGUUGAAAUGUUACAGCUUCUGAAACAAUCAGCAACAGAAGGAGUCGCUGGAUAGAGAGACAUUUCUUUAUACUUUAAACAAACAAAAAAACAUUUGUGACUCUUUAGGUGCUGUUGAACGCUAACAUGUACUUUGAACACUAUAACAAUCAUUACUUGUACAUAAUGUUACACAAUAUGUUACAUUUCUGGUUAACAGUGACAUUAGCUAUCUUAUUGAACUGGUCAGACGUUUAUGUUAUUUUAAUAUGGCAAACAACCCUCUAGUUAUUCAGUUUUAUUUACAUUUUAUGUUGCUGGUCAAUUAAAAAGCAGUGUAACAAUAACAAUAUUUCAGAUAUGGUUUAACCCAGAAUACAGUCGUAGAAAAAUACUUUUUAGUGUCUUAGCAUUUUAACACUUCCUAGCUUUUGUUACCAUUUGGAAUUGUUACACAAAAGGAGUAACUCCUAGCUAACAACAAUUUAAGCUGUUUGAAAGUAAAGUUAGCUUGGAAUUGGUUGUAGCCGACUAAAGCUAUUGUGACUAACCUGUUGCUACCAAAUGGACAUUUCUCUAAAAUAUGGUUUUAUUUCCCUUUUGAUUUAGCUAGCUGAACAAGAAAUUUAUGAGACUGUUUCACAUUUUUGAGGGGGAUUUAUUUGGGCAUUCUAGAAUCGGAGGACGUUUUCUGUCCCAUCCAUGACAUUUCAAAUGAUCCAUUCACAAAACCUAGAACACACUUUUUUUGUGGUAAUUGUGUCCUAAAGGAAAUGUAAAGCUAGAUGAGGUGAAAGUUGUUCUGAAAUAUCAAUUUAAAUACCUCAUGUCUCCUGAAUAGCCCUAAAAGUGGCUUUUUUCACUUUUCCCACUCGCUUAAAGAUCAGCUUGCAUACACAUUUUAACAGUUUAAACAUGAUUUUGUUGAUAUAUGUCUCUUCAAUCAAUCAACCAAUCAAUCAAUCAAUCUUUAUUUGUAUAGCGCCAAAUCACAACAAACAUUAUCUCAAGACACUUUUACAAACAUAGGAGGUCUAGACCACUCUAUGUCAAAUUAUGAACAGAGACCCAACUUCAAGACAGGGUAAGACUCAGUCUGACCCCACCUUAAUCCAUCAUGAGCAUUGCAAUCUUGAAAUCACUAAAACUAUAUUUCUAACGAUAACCAUAAAAAAAACAUUUUUAAAUAUCACACAAAUUUACAAAAGAAGUUCAUUUUUUAAAGGUGUUGAUGGCUAAAUUGUCCUGCAAUUCUGGACAGCCCUGUUGCAAAAACAGCAAUUACAACAUAUCAGCCUUUGAGCUUCAAACAUUAGCAUUCAACCACUCCCUUGCUAACAUCACCAUUUGAUGUCACACAGUUUGAUAAGUAAGGUGGUUAAGCUACCAGUAAUGUUAAAUAGUAGGUUAGAUGGUUGUUGCUAUUCAGCUGUUGUGACUUAUACGUUGGUAGCAUAAUGUGCUGUUAUACUACUGAUGUCCCUCUUAAUAUUGACCAUAUUUAGCUCAAUCAAGAAGCAGUGUCAUGAGAAAAAAAAUCACAUUUGUUUUGUAAAUAGGAUUUGCAGACCUUAAACACACCAGUAUGACAUUAUGAUACCUUCAGCUUCUUACCCUGGACAUGAUGCUGAAAAAUGGCUGUUAAGUGAAUAUGGUGAAUGGAUUAAAGGGGAACACAUGCACUCAGCCUGACUUACAAGUUGCACAAUUUCAAAUGCUGUCAUGCUGUUUCUUCACCAAAUGAAAAAUGUUUUACCUCCUACCAUUAAGGCACAUUAUUGUAUAGAUAUUGUCAGACGCCUCUUGUUUUGUAUAUCCCAAACUGAAGUGGUCUUGUUCUCCUGGUAUGCCUUUUCCAUUUAAGAGAUAUUGCUGCAUAGCCAUUGUUGUACAGGUUAUACAUGUACAGGUUUUUCUAUUUUGCCCCUUUACACUUACUCUUAAUAUGCUCUUCAAAAUGCCUCACAAUCCUAAAGGGUCUUCCUCAACAAUAAUCAAGGACACAGGGUAUCGAAGGUGGAUCUUAUCAGAAUCUCAUUUAAUCCAGAUUGUCUAUAACAGAUAGGAGGAGAAGAUGCCAGAGGAUCACCACACAAAGACGUGGCCUUCUCACAGCAGCGUAGCCAUUUUAACAGGAGGAGCUCAAUCUCCUCUACUUGGUUUUAAGAAUGUGAUAUUCUCCCUCUUUGAGUUCAUAAGCUGGUCCAUGCAGCAAUUUUAAGCGUCCUCACAAAUCUCACGCAAAGCCUGUUAUUUUUUCUUUCUCUGCGUACUUGAUAUGAGUAAGAAAAAAAAAUCUGAAUCAGACUGAAGUGCCUCCUUGUUAGUACGAUUCUCCCAGACAAUACCCACACAGACAUCAGCACUUUGUUUAUUCUCUGACUGUCAUGCUCUGUUUGUUUCACUGGGGAACGCGUCAACACACAAACACAAACACAGACUCACACAGUUUGUUGAAAGUGAAAUGAAGGGAAAGAUGAUAAAUGAUGGAGAGGAGAGUGUUGAUUAGGGGAAUUCUCCUUCUUAAUGUGAUGUACAGAAAAGUGCUGAGUGCAUGUGAAAGCCAGACCCACUGUGUCCUUCAAGUCCCAAUAAACUCUGUGCUAUAGUUUGAGUA